UGAUUCUAGAACGUUUCUGAUUGGCCGUUCGAUUGUUUAUUUGUUCUCACAAUAGUACUUGUAAUAAGCUAGCGUUCAUUUGCGUACUAAUUCUGACUGAGGGCGUUCGUUCGUGUCCUCUGGCCUUGUGAUAUUAUUCUCUGUGGAAUUUUCCUGUCUUGUGCUUCUGUUUCAACUGAAGACAAAGAAGUAUUAGUUUAGUUAUGGCCGACGACCUCAGUAGCGACGAACGAGACGAUAUGGAGUUGGCAGAGGACGAAACCGGCCCGCCAUUGAGAUCCAAAGUUUUGAACGGAGAUCAUGAAAUAGGAGAAACCAAGGUCAGUUCCACAGCUAGAAACACUUCUGUUAGCUCGAGUAGCGGUAAGAGUGGCAAGCACGUGGAAGAAAAUGGCGAAAUUGAAGGAUCAGAGGAAGAAGUCGAGGAAGAAACAGGGGAAUCGGAAGAGGAAAGCUCGAGCGAAGAAGAGUCAUCUUCGGAAGAAUCGUACAGCGACGAUUCGGAGGAAUCUGAGAGGCUCCAGCAAGCAGGGAAGAUAGCUGAAGGUGAGCGCCCUCAGCAUGGUUAUGCUGCAUCUAGUAAAUCACUAUUUGAGAGGAAAGCUCAAGAGGCAAGUGAAACAGGAACAGCUAGAAUCAGACCCAUAGAGCAAGAGAGAGACCUAUUUGUGCCUACCAGUUCUCGACGCAGCACAUUUGAGAAAGCAGCUGCAGAUGAAGUAAAAAAGGUGACACCAAAAAUCAAAGUGGAAGACGAGGAGGUUGACCUGUCAGGAAGAGCAAAAUCUCAUAAACAGCUCUUUGAGGAACAGGCCAGGCUAAGCGCCCAGGUGUCUCCAUCUCUUCCGAGGAAAAUAUUUGGUGAGCAAGAAGGAGAAGUGGAUAUUUCUGGGAAGGCAAGAUCAAAGAAAGAGUUGUUUGAAAAAUAUGCAUCAGAGAAUAAAGCAACAUCACCCGGUGCAGAGAGAAGAAUCCUUGGAGAUGUAGACCUUUCAGGGCGAGCAAAAGCUCAUCGCAAUAUUUUCCAACAAAAGAUAGAGGAAGAGUCCCAAGUCAAAGCAUCUCGCAAGUUUCAUUUAGAGGAAGAUGUCUUUUCUGGCAAGGCAUCAUCGCGACGUGCAAUGUUUGAAAAAUUUGGGUCAUCAAAUGAUGGAAGUCAAAGGGGUUCUAAACGGGUGGAAGAUGAGGAGAUUGACUUGAGUGGACGAGCAAAGUCCCAUCGCCAAAAGUUUGAGCAAUUUGCUGAGGAAGCCUCCAAAGUCCAAACAGCUAGGUCCAAAAGUGAUGAAUUGGAUCUUGUGGGAAAGGCGUCCUCACACAAAGAAUAUUUUGAUGAAAAGGUCGUAGAGGCUGGCAUGAUCAAAACAUCAGAAAAGAAGUUGAGAGAUGAGGAGGAGGAAGCUAUUGCUGGUAGAGCUCGAUCGCACAAGAUGACUUUUGAAGAGAAGGCUGCUAAAGAUUUGGAAGUUCAAACUAGUGAUAAAUCAAGACUGCAAGAAAUACCUGAUAGAAGCACAAGGAAAAAAAGCAAGAAAGAGAAACAUGGAGAUGAACAUGAGAAGAAGAAGAAGAGGCGCAGAUCUUCAUCAAAGUCCAAAGAACACAAAGAAAUUGUGGCACAUGGAGAAGCAACUCCAGAAGACAAGAUUGAGAAUGUGUUUGAAGAAGAAAAAGCUCAAGAUGAAGAAGCAGAGGAGAGAGAAGGAGAGGCAAGGGAAGUCCUUGAGGAUGACAACAAUCAUAAAAUGAAUGGUGAGGAACAUGAAUCAGAUGAAGAGGAACAAAUAGAAGUAAAUGAGACGAUUGAAAAUGAUUUUGGAGGUGAAGUUACAGUCGCAUCUUCAGAUGUAUAUGAGUCCAGUCCAGUUGAUCUCCAUGUUGAAGAAGACACCAAUGAUGGCAAGGAAGAUGAAGAACAUGAACCUAAACAGGUUGAAGAUGAGCCUAAACCAGCCGCAUCUGUUACUAUGCGUGAUGGUGGAGAUGUCCCAAUGGAUUAUCGUGCAAGGAGAGCUUUGAGAGAAAAGAAGAAAGCUAUGGAGGAAGCGAAAGGUAAGGAUUCACAAGAUGGUAAGGGAAAGGAAGUUGAGAAAAGUGAAGUUAAACCUGCAGAGGAAGAAAAAUCCAAAUCAGAAGAAGAUAGAAUGAAAGAUCCGGCUACAAGAAGGGCUGAGAGAAGAGAAAGAAGAAGGCAGAGUACACAUGGUACCUCUGAGGAUGAUGCAGAAGCUCCAUCAGAUGCCUCUUCUGCGAGGAGAACAUCUUUAGCAGCUAGAAGGGCUGAACGAAGAUUGAAAAGUGCUGGCAAGUCUGAGGAGACUGGUAAUGUUGAGAAAUCCACUAGUGUGGACAAAGUAGAAGAAGUGCAAUCUACAAUUGAUGAGAAAAGAGCAGCGCGAAGAGCAGCAACAAGGGCUGCUGAGAAGGCAACAGAAAAGAAAGAGGAAGCCAAAGCUGAUAAGGAAGAAGAGAAGGAAGAUGCAUUGGCACGUAAGAGACAGGAGAGGAGAGAGAGAGCCGAGAGAAGGAGAAGCAGCAGUAAAAGUGAAGCAAUACCUGUUGAAGCCUUAACUAAGAGAGGAUCUACCUCAGAAGAAGACCAAACAAGUAAUACUUCUGAGCAGAAGUCAACAUACACAGCAUCUGUGAAAUCAAGAUUUGAGAAGAAAGGAGGUGAAGAACAAACUUUGAGUACAUCUCGAGUGAGAGAUUCAAAGCCUUCAGAGGCUAAAACCGAGACUGUGUCAGCACGGAAACAAUCAGGAGAUAAUCAGGUAAAUCAACAGGAAAAGAGAGCACAAAGAAAAGAGAAGAAUGAUGAGAUUGACAGUGUCAAAUUGAAAGCAAGUGUCCAGGGAGAGAAUAGUGGUUACAAGCCAAGAGGUGCAAGAGAAACUCUGAACAAGUUUGAGGGAAAGGAGAAUACCAAAGAUACAACUACUAAACCUGUUACUAGGACUAAUCGCUUUGCACCGCCUCAACAAGAGAAAUGUGAGACAUGCACAAAGACUGUUUAUCCAAUGGAGAGGCUUGCUGCUGACAACAAGGUGUUCCAUAAAACGUGCUUUAAAUGUGCUGAGUGCAAAUCAACAUUAAGACUUGGAAACUAUGCUGCCCUACAAGGGAAACUUUAUUGUAAACCGCACUUCAAACAGCUGUUCAAAACCAAGGGGAACUAUGAUGAAGGAUUUGGCCGCGAACAGCACAAAACACAAUGGACCAAGGGUAGAUGAAACAUGUAAUGAGCAGCAAAGGAAAAACCCAAUUGCAUUCUAGAUUUCAUUACUGGUCAUUCGCUUAAGAAAUAUUGAUGUAGACUAAUAGCAAGCAAUUUAGGUCACUAUAAAUCCUUCAACUGUAGUUUCCUCUUUUGCCUCUUGCUUCCAUGAGGCAGUAAACGCCGUCAGGAGGGAGCUAUGUCAGCAACCAAUCUUCCACCCCUUUCAUUAAAAGAGAAUCGAAAUUCUUCUUAAUGAGGAAUUCGGCGAUGGAGGAUGUACAGUUGAAGUAUUUUUAUGAUUGUGUGAAUAGUAAACAGGAGAUUUUUGAAAUAGUUUUGAUAAUUUCACAGUAAAAUUAAUAUCGUUGGAUAAUUCAAACAGUUUUCAGGGGCUGACAUAACAAUGACAGUGUGAGAUCACUCGGAUAGCUUCAAUUAUAAUUCACUGUAAUAUGUGAAUUUUAUGUUAAAUAAUGGAAGCUACAAGCUUUAAUGAAUUUUGCUAUGAAUAGUACAAAGAAUGAAAAGUGCGUGACAUUUGUGCUUUGCAUUUAGAGUAUCGGGUUUAAUAUCUUUUGGUGAAAAUCAAAUCACUUUGUACUGUAAAUAUUUUUGGAAAGAAAAUUUAGCGUGGAGUUGAUUACAGCAUAAUGUGCACUUGCACAUUGACUGGUCACAGUUGUUUCGUAAAUUUUGUUCGACCUGAAGUACUUGUAGCGGGUGGUAUAGCACAUAAAGAGGUAUUUCAUUAAUCAUUUGAUUAUUAAUUUCAGUCAAGUUCAAGAAAAUACUGGCUAACUUUUUUCAGGGAGUAAGUAUUUGUGAUCAGUGUUGCGUGACCCUAGCUACAGAAAAACAUUGUUUGCGUCACGCAAGAUCGAUUAGUUUUCACCUGAAGUACACUUGUUGUUUUAGCCCCACAGAGGUUUGGUGAGUGCAUCAUUGGCCAGGUCAUGACAAAUUCGGUUCUCCUCAGCAUGUCUAAAAUAGUUUAUUUUGAUCAGCAAUAAAUUGGAAAUGAUUUUUAGGAAUAAUUAAAUCCUUGAUCUGCGUCUUUUCUGGCGUGAUUGUGUUGAA
Pocillopora verrucosa is the source of this 4297-nucleotide messenger RNA. The record is from RefSeq and is a predicted model, not a curated record. NCBI's taxonomy places the organism in Eukaryota, Metazoa, Cnidaria, Anthozoa, Scleractinia, Pocilloporidae.